Molecule: messenger RNA, 2560 nt
Organism: Anastrepha ludens (Mexican fruit fly)
Lineage: Eukaryota; Metazoa; Arthropoda; Insecta; Diptera; Tephritidae
Exons: 2
Coding region: 153-1100 (315 amino acids)
Molecular function (GO): DNA binding
Source: RefSeq, a predicted model, not a curated record
UGGCAUCUUUCCCUAGUAAAAAUCACAAAAAACAGGCAAGAAUUAUUGAGUUAUUUAUUCUCAAUUUGUAAAGCUCUUUUGUGAUUUUAGAUUAAAAAUAUUAUUGCGAUUGUUUUAUAAUCAAAAGACGUUUAUAUUUACACCAUUUGAAGAUGACUUUACAGAUUUGCAGUUAUCAGGGCUGCUAUGUUCAGCGUUAUCCAUGUAGUUCAAUAACAUUCUUCCAGUUGCCUAAUGACGAGCCUCGCCGCUCACAGUGGAUACUGAAUAGUGGGAAUAAGCAAUUAUUGAAACUUAAAACUCAUCAAAAACGUUACUUUUGUGAAACCCACUUUCGGAAGAAAGACAUAAAGCCGCAUUUUUAUAGAAAACUACUCUAUAAAAAUGCAGUUCCUAUUCCAUAUAUGAGUGACAAUGUUCCCACAACAACCACAAAUAUAAGUGACAACAAUUGUACGGUGUUUGAGAAAAUAGAAGAGAUUAAUGAGGCUGAGGCAGUACAACUUCCCGAUUGCCAUGAAUCAAAUGAAAAAAGUGGGGAGGAUUGUGAGGAUGACAACGAACAAUACUUAACUUUAUCGCCAAGCGAUUAUUGUUUUAUGUACACUAAUGAUGACGAUGAAUAUGUGGAGGAAAAUAAUAUGGCAAUCGAUUCCCUGGAGGUCCAAAAAAUUACUUCUGAUUCCAGCUCAAAAGAUAUAACUGAAAUUGCCACCACUGCUCAAACUGAGACAAUCUCCAUUGAUGUGGUUUGUCUUUCCACGCCGCCCGUAACUGAAACAAUAUCAUCAUCCAUCACUUCACCAACGUCGCUCACUGCUUCAGAAACUGUUGGCAAAUCUUCGUCAUCUGUUACCACUACUACAUCGGAUACGCUAGGCGAUGCUGAUACAAGCGCAGCACCAGAAUUGCAUAACCAUAAUACGAUUAAUAGCGAAAUAAGUGAUUCAGUUCAAUCCGAAAAAUCUUAUGAAUCUGAUAAACAUUUUGCCCUGUCACUCGUUUACCAUUUUCAACGUUUAAAUGCGAAAAAGAAAGCGCAAGCCAAAAUUGACAUACUCAGCUACUUAGUGGCGCUCGAACAAGACAACGAUGCAUGAUUAGUUCUGGGAUUAUAGUCCAGGAUUAAAUUUAAUAUAAGAUAGUUCAGGUAUGAUACAUUCAUUUUAGUAGUUUUAUUUUCUUAUAGUUUUCCAGAGAAAAGAUUAAUAGAUUUUGGCAAAUCGCAGUUUAUGAAUAAAGCUGGUGCACAAAUUAAGUUCAGUAAGGCUGGCAUAUUAGUGAUUAAAGUUAUACCGUACCUUGCCAGUAAUUAAAAUUUCCGAGAACUCGCUUGCAAAGAGAAAACUAUCCAAAAAAGUACGUGAAUGUAAAACCAAAAACAAUUUGCAAGUUUUACGAACAGCUGAUGAAAUUAAUCAGAAAAUAAAACUUUUUUAAUUGAGCACCCUCGUAUUAAAUUACAGAAAAAAAAAAAACAAAAUGCAAAAUAGCGAGCUUAGCAUCACAUUAUUUUAUUUUGUUCACAAUAGUUCGUUCCAUUUCAUCAUCGCUGUCAGAUGAACAUUCCAAUUGUAUUGUUGUGGCAAUCGCAGCUUUCUUCCUUGCUACCGUCUAUGUGUGUACGUAUAUAUAUAUUUUGCCUAAUUAUUUAAUAACGAAGAAGUACAAGCAUAAAACGCAAAAUAUACCUUCAAUGCUCUCGAUUUGUAUUUCGAAAACUGCAGCGGUUAGUGACUGUAGGCUGUGGUUCAGAAGUAUAUACCUCUACAUCAUGGGCCGAUUCCUAUUUAAUAUAUGACUUCAAAUAAACUUCAUAAUUUCAUCUAAAAUAUAUUUAGUGCCAUUCUCCAUUUAAAUCACCAUUUUUAUAAAAAUUUGGAACUUUGACUCUAUGCGCAAAUUUUAAUGCGUGUUUAUUUGCGAUCAGCUGUUUUUCUCACAUGCAAAUUCUUGCAAGUACAAAUUUGCAACUUGCAACUUCCCCUCAAAAUGAAAUGAAACAACAACUCUCAUUUUCCCCUCCGUUGUAAUUUUUUUGGAUACAUUACUUUCAAGUGUCAAACGUUAGCCAAAUAUACAUAAAUUCAGAUCGUAUUGUUGUUAUGUCAAUUUCAUCGUUUGCAAUGGUGAUAUACAAUAUUUUUUAGUGAAUAAAAAAAAACAGUUUUUGUUUUGAGACUAAAUUUUAUUUGCAGCCAUUUCUUUCCAAAAAGUGCUACUCUAAACUACGUUAGAUAUUAUGCAAUAUAUAUAACAGAUGAUCCCUACACUAAGCAUAAAUCGACUAUACAAAAAUACAACAAAAAUAUUUUUAAUGAUAUACAAAAGAAUUUAUCAGCUUGAAAUUUUAGUUAAAUUAAUAUAAAAUCUAAGUUCAGAAUUAUACUGCAAAUCAAUAUAUAAUAAUAUUAGAAGUACGCACAUACAUACAUACAAUAUGUAUGUAUAUGUAGAUUUUGUUAUCAAUAUAAGUUAAUAUUAAUUUAAAGAAAAUGUCAUGCGAGAAAAAAAUAUUCCCCAUGUGCUCAAUAAAUUUCAAAGUAUCACCUUUAUUGUA